Messenger RNA from Aspergillus oryzae RIB40, 618 nucleotides. Its product is annotated as putative cyclin. Gene Ontology annotation, cellular component: nucleus. Gene Ontology annotation, molecular function: cyclin-dependent protein serine/threonine kinase regulator activity. Gene Ontology annotation, biological process: regulation of transcription by RNA polymerase II. The record is from RefSeq and is a predicted model, not a curated record. Bases 1 to 618 code for a protein of 205 amino acids. The transcript has a single exon. NCBI's taxonomy places the organism in Eukaryota, Fungi, Ascomycota, Eurotiomycetes, Eurotiales, Aspergillaceae.
AUGACGGCCAAGCUAUCCUUCCAGCCUACAUCACCACGGUCGGUAUUGAAUGUUUACAACUUCCUUGUAUCGAAGGACGCUUCUCCUUUGUGGUUCAUCAACCCGAAGGGGGUAUCGGAGAAGCCCUCCCCUGAGACAUACUGUCUAUCCGAGGGGGGCUACCAGAGCCAGCGAAUGGUGCUGCUCCGAACCGAAUCGAUAAUUUUGCGCACACUGGGCUUCAAUACCCAUGUUGCCCUGCCCCAUACGAUCGCGUUAACCUACCUUCAGACCCUUGGUGUAUCGUCUUCUGCUGUUGCGCAAAGGGUGUUUGAGCAUCUGAACGCAGCUCUUCUAUCACCACAGCUGCUAUAUGUGACACACCAACCCAACGCCCUUGCUGUUUCUUCUAUAUACCUGGCAGCACGAGAAGUCGGGGUAAAGUUGGUUGAUGGCGAGUGGUGGGAAGUCUUUGAUGUGGAUCGGGAAGAACUCGGGUUCCUAGUGGUAGGCAUGAGAAGUAUGGAGGGCUUUGCGCGGGCGGAAAUAGAGAAAUGGAAGGGCCGAGCGAUACCUAUAGUUGUGGACGAAGUUGAGGCAGAGAUUGAGAGGCGCAGAAUGAUGGCAGAAGGCGAGUGA